AGGCGGGUAGUCGUGUCAUUGGCUGGGGCCCCCGCCCCGGGCGAGAGGCGGAGGAGGAGGGGCCGGAGAGUUUGGUUGAGCCGCAGCUGUUUGUCUGUUCGGCACAGGCUCGGGCCCGACGGGGGACACGGAGCCCCAGGACUGUUGAAGCCUGGAGGUCCCCUCCCCUCCCCCUCCCCCCUUUGCCGCUCUGUGGCACCCCCCUCCCUCCGCCCUUGCCCACUCUGACGUCUAGCCAUGACUAGCAGAAGCACAGCAAGGCCCAACGGGCAGCCCCAGGCCAGCAAAAUAUGUCAGUUCAAAUUGGUCCUGCUUGGUGAAUCUGCGGUGGGGAAGUCUAGCCUGGUAUUACGUUUUGUCAAAGGGCAGUUCCAUGAGUACCAGGAGAGUACUAUUGGAGCGGCCUUCCUCACCCAGUCUGUCUGCCUAGAUGACACAACAGUCAAGUUUGAGAUCUGGGACACAGCUGGGCAGGAGCGAUACCAUAGCUUGGCCCCUAUGUACUACAGAGGUGCCCAAGCUGCAAUUGUGGUUUAUGAUAUUACUAAUCAGGAAACCUUUGCCCGGGCAAAGACAUGGGUAAAGGAGCUACAGCGACAGGCCAGCCCUAGCAUCGUUAUUGCCCUGGCGGGGAACAAAGCUGAUCUAGCCAACAAGCGCAUGGUGGAGUACGAAGAGGCCCAGGCGUACGCAGAUGACAACAGCUUAUUGUUUAUGGAGACUUCAGCUAAGACAGCUAUGAACGUGAACGACCUCUUCCUGGCAAUAGCUAAGAAGUUGCCAAAGAGCGAACCCCAGAACCUGGGGGGUGCAGCAGGCCGAAGCCGGGGUGUGGAUCUCCACGAGCAGUCCCAGCAGAACAAGAGCCAGUGUUGUAGCAACUGAGGGGGCGGCUAGCAGCGAACGAGUCUGGAGCUAGCACGAGAGCUAAGAAAUAACCUCUGUCCCCACCCCUCAGCACACAGCCCCUAUGGUAACAGCACACUGAGCCCUGGCUCCCAAGGGCUGCCUCCUGACAGCUCCGUCUUGGCACUUUUUAACGCUUCAGCAACCGACACCAGGCAGCUGUUGCCACUGGCCUCUGACCCCCUACGGUGGGGCUUGGGGGUCAGAUCCCCGGGACUUACCUUCCAAAACAAACUUUCUUCACUGUGUAUUAUAGGUGCAAGACAGUGACCUGCGUCUCUUUCCUUCUCUUCCUCAUUUUUCCUGAAAAUGUUUUUUGUCUCCCGCCUCUUCCCCUUCUGCUUUUGUCAGUCCCUGCUGUUGACCCCCUUUUCCUCCUCUCCCCAGGAUGGAGAAGGUCGUGGUUCCAGGAACUGAGGAAGGAAGUUUUCAGUCCAGUCCUGUAGAGGGCUCUGGGGGGCGGAGUAUAGGGCUCAGAGCAGGAGGGAGUAAGGAAACAUUUUCCUUUUUUUAU
Messenger RNA from Sorex fumeus (smoky shrew), 1420 nucleotides. It is a transcript of the gene RAB5B, whose product is annotated as RAB5B, member RAS oncogene family. The transcript has 6 exons. The record is from RefSeq and is a predicted model, not a curated record. Gene Ontology annotation, molecular function: GTP binding; GTPase activity. NCBI's taxonomy places the organism in Eukaryota, Metazoa, Chordata, Mammalia, Eulipotyphla, Soricidae. The coding region runs from base 238 to 885 and encodes 215 amino acids.